Messenger RNA from Heterocephalus glaber (naked mole-rat), 6559 nucleotides. The record is from RefSeq and is a predicted model, not a curated record. NCBI's taxonomy places the organism in Eukaryota, Metazoa, Chordata, Mammalia, Rodentia, Bathyergidae.
UGCAGCUCUUUGGAGGCGGUAGCUUCUUCGGCGUCGCGACUGGAGGCUGAGUGCUAGACUGUGUGGGGCGCAAAUAGGAUCCCGCUGUUAGUCGUGGAAGAAAAUGAGAAACAAGUAAUUUAGUGGAAAGAGAAUUAGGCUUUGGAAUCAGAAGAUCUGGAUUCGAGUCCCUAUUUUCCUUAUUGUAUAUAUGAAACUUUGGCUUUGUGUUAUUCUUGGAAAAUUUCGCACCACUUGUGAAUUCCUUGAACCUGGGCAUUGCAAACCCACUUCUGUUGGGCCCAUCUUCUUUGCACUUUGCUCAGAUUAAGACUCAGUUGGCGCUUCAGCAGCUGAAUGCCGUUGCCUCACAUGGUUCCACACCACCUUAUGCUUUAUUAAAUCAGGCAUUUUUGAAAGUAGCCAUGUCGAGACCCAGGUUUAAUCCUCGAGGAAACUUUCCACUUCAAAGGCCACGAGCACCUAACCCUUCUGGGAUGAGGCCUCCAGGACCAUUUAUGAGGCCUGGAUCUAUGGGUCUUCCAAGAUUUUACCCAGCAGGGAGAGCCCGUGGAAUUCCACACAGAUUUGCUGGCCAUGAAUCUUAUCAGAACAUGGGACCACAGAGAAUGAAUGUUCAGGUAACUCAACACCGAACUGACCCAAGAUUGACCAAAGAAAAAUUGGAUUUUCAUGAAGCAGAAAAGAAGGGGAAACCUCAUGGUAGCCGAUGGGAUGAUGAGCCUCAUAUAUCUGCAUCAGUAGGAGUGAAACAGAGUUCUAUAACACAGGUUACAGAGCAGAGUCCUAAAGUACAGAGCCGCUAUACAAAAGAGAGUGCCUCAAGUAUCUUAGCAAGUUUUGGAUUAUCUAAUGAAGACCUGGAAGAAUUGAGUCGUUAUCCUGAUGAACAGUUAACUCCUGAGAAUAUGCCAUUGAUUUUGAGGGAUAUAAGAAUGAGAAAAAUGGGACGCCGAUUACCUAAUUUACCUUCUCAGAGCAGAAAUAAAGAAACGCUUGGUAGUGAAGCAGUUUCAAGUAAUGUGAUUGAUUAUGGGCAUGCAAGCAAAUAUGGCUACACAGAAGAUCCACUCGAAGUGCGUAUUUAUGAUCCUGAAAUCCCAACUGAUGAAGUCAAGAAUGAAUUUCGGUCACAGCAGAGCAUUUCUGCAUCUGUUCCCACUCCAAAUGUGAUAUGUAAUCCUGUCUUUCCUGUGGAAGAUAUGUUUCGCCAGAUGGACUUCCCUAGUGAGUCCUCCAAUAAUCAGUCAUUUUUCCCAGUUGAGAGUGGAACUAAGAUGUCAGGCUUACACAUUACAGGACAAUCAGUCCUUGAACCCGUAAAAUCCAUCAGCCAGUCUAUUAACCAAGCAGUUAGCCAGACAAUGAGUCAGUCUCUGAUUCCUCCUUCUAUGAACCAGCCUCCUUUUUCAUCUGAAUUAAUUUCGGGUGUAAGCCAGCAAGAGCGGAUCCCACAUAAGCCUGUGAUUAAUUCGUCUGAUGUUCAUGUUGGAUCAAGAGGAAGUAAAAAGACUUACCAAUCAGAGACUGAUAUUCCCAUUCAGUCUCCCUUUGGGAUUGUGAAAGCAUCUUGGCUACCAAAGUUUUCACAUGCUGAUGCCCAGAAGAUGAAGAGACUCCCAACUCCUUCUAUGAUGAAUGAUUAUUAUGCAGCGUCUCCAAGAAUAUUUCCACAUUUGUGUUCUCUGUGUAACGUAGAAUGUAGUCAUUUGAAGGAUUGGAUUCAACAUCAAAACACAUCUACUCACAUUGAGAGCUGUCGACAGUUACGUCAACAAUAUCCUGAUUGGAAUCCAGAGAUCCUCCCAUCAAGAAGAAAUGAGGGCAAUAGAAAAGAAAAUGAAACUCCAAGAAGACGUUCUCAUUCUCCCAGUCCUAGGCAUUCUAGGAGAUCAAGCUCACGUCACAGGUUCCAUCGAUCACGAAGCCCAAUACGUUAUACGUAUAGACCAAGAAGUCGAAGUCCAAAGAUUUGUCAUCGUUUUAUUUCUAGAUUCAGAUCCAGAUCCAGAUCCCGUUCACCAUAUCGAAUUAGAAAUCCAUUUAGAGGUAGUCCAAGAUGUUACCGAUCAGUUAGCCCUGAGAGGACGUCAAGGAGAUCAGUGAGAUCAUCAGAUAGGAAAAAAGCAUUAGAAGAUGUAGUACAACGAUCUGGACAUGGGGCAGAAUUUAAUAAACAGAAGCAUCUUGAAGCAGUUGAUAAAGGACACUCACCAGCACAAAAGCCUAAAAUUGUCAGUGGAACAAAGCCAUCAGUUAAAUCUACAACCUCUACAAAGAGUGAUACAAAUUUAGGAGGACAUUCUACUCGUAAAUCAAAGAAUCUUGAAGAUGACAGUUUAUCAGAAAGUAAACAGGUGUCUGAUAAAGCUGUCUCUCUCCAGCGUAAGUUUCGGAAAGAGCAGUCUUUACGUUAUGGCUCAGUUCUUCUUGUGUCCGAAUUACCAGAGGAUGGCUGUACUGAAGAAGAUAUUAGGAAAGUAUUUCAGCCAUUUGGAAAAGUCGCUGAUAUCCUGAUUGUUCCAUAUAGAAAGGAGGCUUAUUUGGAAAUGGAAUUUAAAGCAGUUACUGCAGUCAUCAAGAACACUGAUACAGUGCCUCUUCUGAUAAAAGGAAAAAGUGUGAAAGUAUCUGUUCCAGGAAAGAAAAAAGUCCAGAACAAAGAAAUGAAGAAGAAGACUUCAGAUACAAAGAAAUUAUCUACAGCUGCUUUAAACAGAAAAGAUACAGAUGCUUCAAAAACUGUUGAAACUGUUACUUCAACUUCUACUGCCAAAGCUGGACAAGCCAAGACAUCCACAGCCAAAGUAAAUAAAUCUGCAGGAAAAUCAGCAGGCUCUGUAAAAUCUGUGGUCACAGUAGCUGCUAAAGGUAAAGCUGUCAAAACAGCUAAGUCAACUGGAAAGAAGUCUCUAGAGUCCAAAAAGGUCGGGAAUGUCAAAAACAAAGACUCCAGUAAACCUGUAACUCUACCAGCAAACUCUGAAAUAAAGACCAGUUUGGAAGUUCAAGCCUCUGAAAACAGUGCUAAAGAAACCAUUUCAGAAGCUGCUUUGGAGGUCACAGAAAAUGAAUCAGUCAGCAAGGAAACAGAGGAAAUGUGUGUGAUACUUAUUUCUAAUUUGCCUAAUAGAGGAUAUUCUACAGAAGAAAUUUGUAAUUUGGCAAAACCAUUUGGUGGUUUAAAGGAUAUUUUGAUUUUAUCAUCUCAUAAAAAGGCAUUUAUAGAAAUAAAUAGAAAAUCUGCAGAAUCUAUGGUCAAAUUUUAUACCUGCUUCCCAAUAUCCAUGGAUGGAAAUCAACUUUCCAUAAGUGUGGCUCCUGAGAACAUGAAUAUAAAAGAUGAGGAAGCUCUGUUUAUGACUUUGAUUAAAGAAAAUGACCCAGAGGCAAAUACAAAUAAAAUUUACAACAGAUUUGUGCAUCUUUAUAAUUUACCAGAAGAUGGACUUCAGUGUGUACUUUGUGUUGGACUUCAGUUUGGAAAAGUAGAUCACCAUAUAUUCAUGAAUAAUAAAAACAAGGCAAUUCUUCAGUUAGAAAGCCCUGAAUCUGCUCAGUCAAUGUACAAUUUUCUGAAACGACAUCCACAAAACAUAGGUGACCAUGUAUUGAUCUGCACUUUAUCUUCAAAGAUAGAUUCAUCAGAGGUUCAAACUGAGAAAGAACCAGAAUUAAAAGAAAGUACUUUUAGCCCUGGCUUGAAAAACAGUCCAGUUGAUGAAAGUGAGGUCCAAACAGCAGCUGAUAGUCCCUCUGUUAAACCUAGUAAGGUUGAAGAAGAAACUACUCCCACUAUUCAAACAGAAACUUUGGUACAGCAGGAAGAGCCUUGUGAGGAAGAACCUGAAAAAGUACUUUGUGAUUCUGACUUUGCUAUUGAAACGUUUGAAAUUGAAACUCAAGCAGAGGAGAUUAAAAUAGAACUCCCUCUUGUUGCAUCCAUUCCAGCCAGUACUGAAUUAUUCACUGAAAAUAUAGAGGAGUGUGCUUUAAAUCAGCAGGUGUAUUCCAGUGACUUUGAGAAGGAAGAGGCAGAAAUUAUGAACCCUGAAACAGAAUUAUCAACAUCUGACAGUGCAUUUGUAGAAGAAAAGAAUGUCAAAGGAAUUCUAGAAGAACCUCCAUCUAAGGCAGAAGAUUUCUUUGCUGGAAUUACACAGUCUAUGGCAGAAGCUGUAGCUGAAGUGGAUAAACAUGAAACUGUUUCAGAAAUAGUGCCAUCUGCUUGUGUUGUCACCGUAGUACCAGAUGACACUGGGGAUGAGAAGGCAGUAAGCAAAAAGAAUAUUUCUGAAAAAAAUAACAUGGAUGAGAAGGCAGAGAAUCAAUUUAAUACAAAGGAAACCAGAAUGGAUCUACAAAUAGGAACAGAGAAGACUGAAAAGAAUGAAGCUAGAAUGGUUGCAGAAAAAUUAGAAAAGAUUAUGGCAGCAGUAAAAGAAAAACCUGCAGAAAACGUAAUCAAGACGUACCCAAAUAAAAGAGCGAGUCAGACCAGUAAACCUGAUGAAACUGGUAAAACUAGUAUGCUGGCUGGAUCGAAUGUAUCUAGCAGCAAAUCAAGCAUCAAGGUUACUAUGGUCCCUUCUAAGGCAAAAGCUACAGCUUCAAAAAGUGAAAAUCAGAAAAGUUUUCUAAAAUCUGUACUUACAGAUCAAAUAAAUGCUGAAAAGAAACUUUCAGCCAAGGAAUUUGGUCUAUUUAAAAGUGCCAGAUCAGGCUUGGCAGAAAGCAACAGUAAAUUCAAACCCACGCAGAGUGGUGUUACCAGAGGAGGCAGUGGAAGGAUCUCAGCACUGCAAGGCAAGGAUUCUAAAUUGGAUUACAAAGACAUAACAAAACAGUCUCAGGAAACUGAGGCUAGACCUUCCAUCAAACGGGAUGACAGCAACAAUAAGGCUUUGGCCGGACAAAACACUAAGAAUUCUAAAAGUACCACUGGUAGAAGUUCCAAAUCUAAAGAGGAACCAUUAUUUUCAUUUAAUUUGGAUGAAUUUGUUACUGUGGAUGAGGUUAUAGAGGAAGUGAAUCCUUCACAAGCCAAGCAGAAUCCAUUAAAGGGAAAAAGGAAAGAAGCUCUCAGAAAUACUCCUCCUUCUGAACUGAACUUAAAGAAGAAAAAGGGGAAAACUUCUGCCCCUCGUAGUGUCGAGGGAGAAUUAUCUUUUGUAACAUUGGAUGAGAUUGGAGAAGAGGAAGAUGCAGAUGCACAAGCUCUAGUCACGGUGGAUGAAGUAAUUGAUGAAGAAGAACUAAAUAUGGAAGAAAUGGUAAAAAAUUCAAAUUCGCUUCUUACAUUAGAUGAAUUAAUUGACCAUGAAGAUUGCAUUUCCCACAGUGAACCAAAAGAUGUUACCGUUCUGUCAGUGGCUGAAGAACAAGAUCUUCUGAAGCAGGAACGCUUGGUAACUGUGGAUGAAAUUGGAGAAGUAGAAGAGCUGCCUUUAAAUGAGUCAGCAGACAUAACCUUUGCCACUUUAAAUGAUAAGGGAGAUGAAGGAAAUACUGUCAGGAAUUCUAUUGGGUUCAUUUCUUCUCAGAUGCCUGAAGACCCUUCUACUUUAGUUACUGUAGAUGAAAUACAAGAUGACGGUAGUGAUUUACAUUUAGUGACUUUGGAUGAAGUAACUGAAGAGGAUGAAGACUCUUUGGCUGAUUUUAAUAACCUUAAAGAGGAGCUCAAUUUUGUUACUGUUGAUGAAGUUGGAGAGGAGGAAGAUGGAGAUAAUGACUUAAAAGUUGAGUUAGCACAAAGUAAAAAUGACCAUCCUACAGAUAAAAAGGGAGAUAGAAAGAAGAGAGCUGUGGACACACAGAAGACAAAAUUGGAAACUUUGUCCCACGUGGGUCUAGUAAAUGAGAAUGUUAUGGAAGAAGAUUUGAAAACCACGAUUGAAAGACACUUAGCAGCUAAAACACCAGUGAAGAGAGUUAGAAUGGGGAAAACACCACCCUCAGAAAAGGUUGUUGCAACAGAACCAGCAAAAGGUGAAGAGGCCUUCCAAAUUAGUGAAGCUAAUGAAUCUGAAUUAAAGGAUUCAGAACCAGAUCGAAAACGCAAGAAGAUUGAAGAUGCUUCUUUAGACAAAUCAGUGACACCUGAUGUCCCUGAAGAUUUAGAUUUUCUUGUACCGAAGGCUGGAUUCUUCUGUCCAAUUUGUUCCCUCUUCUACUCAGGUGAAAAAGCAAUGACAAAUCACUGCAAGAGUACACGUCAUAAACAAAAUACAGAGAAAUUCAUGGCCAAGCAAAGAAAGGAAAAGGAGCAGAAUGAGGCAGAAGAAAGAAGCUCUAGGUGAUUGGGGGAAAGGGCAAAGAAUUCAUUAGAAAUUCAUUUAGGGUCCAGUUGAUUUGUGUAUUUUUGUUACCAUUUAAUUUGUAAUUUUUUGUUUCAGAAGCAAAUAUUCAUGUUGUACAAAUUUCUGAUUGCCCUUGAUGUAGAAAGACUAAUGGGAAAAGUAUGAUGGGUUUGAUUUUUAUAUCAAAUCAUCAGGCAUGGAGAAAUAUCUUUUAGAAGUGUUAAAAUAAAUGUUCCUACUGUAUAUUUAAAAUACCA